CAUCAGUUUCAGUUCCUCUGUGAGAGUUUGGGAGUUUGAACCUUUAGAGGAAUAGUUCAGGUCAGUCUCUGCAGAGAAGUGGUGUAUGUGAAAAUGGGAGGCUCCUAUUGGCUGUUGUUGCUGGUGGGCGGGAUUUUGCUUCUGUCAAUCAACUGUGGUGAUGCCAGUUGUCCGCAAGAUGGGCGUCCGGGAGUGAACGGAGGACCGGGACGAGACGGUCUUCCAGGGCCCAAAGGAGAGAAGGGGGAGCCAGUGCUGGAGCAGUACACUGGCUCUCGCCUGACGCUGAAGGGAAUCUCUGGGCCACGCGGUGCCCAGGGGCCGAUGGGCCCAAAGGGUUACAGUGGGCAGCUGGGCCCGCGUGGAGAGCCUGGUUCAACAGGGAAGCCAGGCCCGGACGGAGUGCAGAUCGGACAGGUUAAGAAGGCUCCUCAGAAGAAAAGCGCAUUCUCUGUGAUCCGAACAAACAACAGAUAUCCUCAGGUUGGACAGAAUGUGGCGUUCGAGAGUGCUGUGGUGCUGACCAACCCAAGCGAAUUUAACUUGCAGACUGGAGUGUUCACCUGCAGCGCACCUGGAAUCUACUAUUUCACCUUCAACAGCGUCGCCAAGGUGUCCAUGUGCCUGGCCAUUAACAGCAACACCCUGAAUGCAAGACUAGGUUUCUGUGAUCACAACAACCGCAAUCUUGACCAGGUCCUUUCUGGGGGUGUGGUGCUUCAGUUGGAGGCAGGACAGCAAGUUUGGCUGGAAUCUUUUCGUGAAAUUCAGCAGAGCUCAGACUUUAACGACAGAAGAGACAAACAAGUCAUCUUCAAUGGCUUCCUGCUCUUCUGAUUCUGAAAUCUGAUAUUUCCAUGCACAGUUUUAUUCUCUUUUAAGGACUUUUUCAAUAAAUGUUAAGAAAGAAAGUGUGAAAAUAAUUCUUUAUUAAAGUGCUGCAGCUGUAGGUUUUUGUUUCACCAUAUUUAUCUUGUGGUUUAAAAAAUCCUUGUCAUAUUACAAAUGAUUAAGUUUAAAUACCUUGUCAUUUGUCUCCAUGGAGAUGUUAUGUCUGCAUAUCUUGCAUUUAUGUCAUUAUGGAUGUUAUUUUUGCUCGAAAAUAGACUGAAAAACAUGCAUUCUUACGGGGCUCACCUCUCCAUAGAUGUGACCUGUAACUUGGCCUGGUAGUACCCUGUGUCAGUAUGGAAAUAGUUAAAUCUAAUGCUAUAUUGUGGAACAUUCAGGAAACAUAAUAAAAUCUCCU
This is a messenger RNA of Periophthalmus magnuspinnatus, 1249 nucleotides long. It is a transcript of the gene c1qa, whose product is annotated as complement component 1, q subcomponent, A chain. Gene Ontology annotation, molecular function: protein binding. Lineage: Eukaryota; Metazoa; Chordata; Actinopteri; Gobiiformes; Gobiidae. The transcript is spliced from 7 exons. The record is from RefSeq and is a predicted model, not a curated record. The coding region runs from base 94 to 837 and encodes 247 amino acids.